AUGAGCAUCAGCUUCCCCAAGACUGAGGAGGAAACCCUUCGAUUUUGGAGGGAUAUUGAUGCAUUUCAUACUCAGCUCAAACUAACCCAGGACGGCCCCCGCUUCACUUUUUAUGAUGGCCCGCCAUUUGCGACCGGGCUUCCCCAUUAUGGCCACCUUCUGGCAUCCACCAUCAAAGAUAUUAUACCACGAUACUGGUCGAUGAAAGGCUACCAUGUGGUCCGUAGGUUUGGAUGGGAUACUCAUGGCUUACCGGUCGAGCACGAAAUCAAUAAAAAGUUACAAAUUUCGAGUGGCGAAGCGGUUAUGCAGAUGGGCAUCGAAAAGUAUAAUGCUGAAUGCAGGGCCAUCGUUAUGAAAUACUCUGGCGAGUGGCGACAAGUCAUUGAGCGAUUAGGGAGAUGGAUUGACUUCGAUAACGACUACAAGUCCAUGGACGUCACUUUCAUGGAGUCUUGUUGGUGGGUUUUCAAGCAACUUUUCGAGAAUGGUCACGUCUACCGCGCCUACCAAAUUAUGCCAUUUUCGACUGCACUCGGCACACCACUCAGCCAUAUGGAGGAAAGGCAGAACGAGAAAUCUACAGUUGAUCCUGCCGUUGUAGUAGCAUUCCCUAUUCUGAACGUCGACGGUCAAGAAAAUACUUCGCUACUUAUUUACACGACAACCCCAUGGACUUUGCCGUCAAACUUACUCAUUGCAGUUAACCCAUCUUUCGAAUACAUUCAGAUAUCGGACGAAAAAUCGGGCGAUGGCUUCAUACUUUUAGAGAGCUGCCUGUCUGUUUUGUACAAAAAUGUGAAGAACGCCAAGUACAAGGUGAUCAAGAAAGUGCCGGGGAAAGAAAUGAUAGGGUGGAGAUACAAGCCUAUUUAUGAUUUUUUCACAGAAAAAUUUCCAGACUGUUUUCAAGUCAUCGGUGCAGACUACGUGGAAAGUGGGGAAGGCACUGGUCUGGUUCAUCAAGCGCCAGCUUUUGGACAGGAAGACUACGAUGCCGCUGUCGCAGCUGGUUUUAUUUCCAAAGAGCGCUUGCCACCGUGUCCCGUCGACGACAAGGGCUGCUUUACCCAAGAAGUCCCAACUUACAAAGGUCAGCAUGUGAAAGCAGCGGACAAGGCUAUCAUCAGGGAUUUAAGGCCAACCGGUAGACUAUUGGUCGAGACACAAGUCACACACACUGAUAAGUUUUGCCCGCGAUCCCAAACUCAGCUUAUUAGGAAGGCUGUUUCGGCCUGGUUCAUCAAGGUCACGAACUCGACACCUGAGAUGCUAAAAAAUUUGGAAGAAACAACUUGGGUACCACAAUUUGUCAAAGACAAGCGCUUCGCAAAUUGGGUUUCCAACGCACGCGAUUGGAAUGUCUCCCGGAAUCGUUAUUGGGGAACGCCCAUUCCUCUCUGGGUCAGCGAAGACUUUGAAGAGGUUGUGUGUGUAGGGAGCAGAGAGGAGCUCAGAAGCCUGAGUGCGUACGAUGGGCCUUUGGAUGACAUUCACAGAGAUAAGAUUGACUAUAUAACAAUUCCAUCACAGCAAGGCAAAGGAGUCCUGCGCAGGAUUGAUGAAAUUUUCGAUUGCUGGUUUGAAUCUGGAAGCAUGCCUUACGCGUCCAACCACUAUCCAUUCGAAAAUAAGGAUGACUUCCAGAAAGGAUUCUUUCCAGCCGAUUUCAUUGCAGAAGGGCUAGACCAAACACGUGGCUGGUUCUACACUCUAAGCGUGCUCGGGAAUAAGCUUUUCGGAAAAUCACCGUUCAAAAAUUGUAUUGUAAACGGGUUGGUUUUGGCCGAAGACGGAAAGAAGAUGUCAAAGAGCCUUAAGAACUAUCCAGACCCCGCACAUGUCCUCGACAACUACGGCUCUGAUGCCCUGCGACUUUAUUUAAUAAACUCCCCGGUUGUCAGGGCUGAGCCUCUGCGUUUCAAUGAAGCUGGAGUCAAAGAAAUUGUUGGUCGUGUCCUGCUCCCGCUAUGGAACAGCUACCGUUUCUUCUCAGAACAAGCCAUGCUCUUUAGCAAUACAACCGACACCAAGUUUGUCGCUGUCUCAUCUGUUUGUUCUCACGACAAUAUUACCAAUGUGAUGGACCGAUGGGUUCUCGCGGACUGCCAAAGCCUCUUGCGCUUCAUGGACCGGGAAAUGGCUGGCUAUCGCUUAUAUACUGUCGUUCCGCGAUUACUGCAAGGGAUUGACAAUCUUACAAAUUGGUACAUACGAUUCAAUCGCAAACGACUUAAAGGAACCGCAGGCUUGAGCUUAGAUGACACGACAGCCGCGCUGAAUACGCUUUUCCAGGUUCUUUUCACGAUAACUCGUGCAAUGGCCCCAUUUGCCCCCUUUAUAACAGAGCAUAUCUAUGGUCUGUUGAAGCCAUAUCUAGGUGACACCCUUACAAGUGUAAGCGACAUGUCAAGCGUUCACUUCCUUCCCUUUCCGACCGUGCGGGAGGAACUCAUAGACACCACGAUCGAGAGGAAGAUGUCUGCAAUGCAGAGAGUCAUCAAAUUGGCGAGAACAGCUCGAGAGCGGCGCUCCAUCAGCCUCAAGACCCCCCUCAAAUCUUUGGUGGUGAUCGGCGAUCCUCAGUUCAUCUCAGAUAUUGACACCUUGAUGUCUUACAUAACUGAAGAAAUAAAUGUCAAUGAGGUUGUCUUGACAAGCGACGAAGAGAGAUAUGGCAUCCACCUGGAGGCCAAAGUGGAUUGGCCAAGUUUGGGUAAAAAAUUGAAGCGUGAUGUUCAGGUUGUUCGAAAGGCAUUGCCUAGCCUGACGCAGGAAGAGCUAAGGCAGUAUCAACGCGAGAAACACAUUGUGGUUAGCGGUAUUCACCUCGCCGAGAACGACAUAAGCAUUGUGAGGGUGAUGCCUGCCAGAAGUGCGGAUGCCACGACCGAAGGUGGCCCAAGCUGGGAACCAUCCUUCGAUGAGCACGUGGUGGUGCUCUUGGAUGGUGCUUCGUAUGCAGAACUGGAGUUUGAUGGUUUGGCCCGUGACCUCGUCACUCGGUUUCAGAAGCUUCGAAAGAAGGCCAAAUUGGUACCAUUGGAUGACGUCAGAAUGCAAUACAGCGUUGUUGCCAACCCGGAAGGGAUCGAUGUGGAUGCUCUGAUGUCGUCCAAACAGCCCCUCUUCACGAGUGCUCUCCGUGGACAACUUAACAAUCUGACAACAGAUGGAUAUGAAGAUGUUCUUAUUGAAGAGGAUCAGUUUAUUGGCGCUCUGACUUUGCGACUCCGUCUCAGUCGCAUAUAG
Molecule: messenger RNA, 3252 nt
Organism: Pochonia chlamydosporia 170
Lineage: Eukaryota; Fungi; Ascomycota; Sordariomycetes; Hypocreales; Clavicipitaceae
Product: isoleucyl-tRNA synthetase
Exons: 6
Coding region: 1-3252 (1083 amino acids)
Biological process (GO): isoleucyl-tRNA aminoacylation
Molecular function (GO): tRNA binding; aminoacyl-tRNA deacylase activity; isoleucine-tRNA ligase activity
Source: RefSeq, a predicted model, not a curated record